Messenger RNA from Carassius gibelio (silver crucian carp), 8164 nucleotides. It is a transcript of the gene nat16, whose product is annotated as N-acetyltransferase 16. Lineage: Eukaryota; Metazoa; Chordata; Actinopteri; Cypriniformes; Cyprinidae. Gene Ontology annotation, molecular function: acyltransferase activity, transferring groups other than amino-acyl groups. The transcript is spliced from 4 exons. The record is from RefSeq and is a predicted model, not a curated record. Bases 252 to 1259 code for a protein of 335 amino acids.
UCGAUCAUGAUUGGGUGAUUUUUUAAGGGGUUGGCAUACCUCCCUGCUCCCUACUGGGGGAUGGGGAUGGGGAUUCUAGGAGGGGCUUCACAGUGACCUCAUACUUAUAUAUUCUAAGUCUGAACCGGCAUUUACUAAAUAUUCUGCCUUUAAUUUAACUGCAGUGCAACGAAAGCUUACAUCUAUUCAGCAUCUGUCCAUCUGACCUCUGUAUUCUUCACAAAUCCAACACACGACGCAGAGCUCUAAGGAUGAAGAUUGAAAACAGCCUGCCCUGCUCUCAACUCCCUGAAGCCCCUCCUCAGACCGGGCUGGAUUUUACAGUGGCAACGGAGGAGGACUUUGAUGAUAUCAUGGCCAUGAGCAAGGAUAUCUAUGGCGGCCUGGACUAUCUGCCCUCCCGCUAUCAAGCCUGGCUACAAGAGAGCAACCGCACUGUCAUUUUGGCUCGCAAGCAAGGCAAAGUGAUUGCACUAGAGUCAGUGUGUGUUAUCGAUGAUGGCGAGACCAUGCUGGUGGAAGGACUUCGUGUUGCCCCACAGGAGAGGGGGAAAGGUGUGGCAGGGGUACUUCUUCGCUUUUGCUCUCAACUGGUUAAGUCCAAGUACCCUGACGUUAAAGUUAGCAGACUGACAAGAGAUGACCAACUGGGGCCAAAAGACUUCCAGAAGUACCGGCUCAUCACCAAACAGGGAAUCCUUCUGGUGCGCUUCUGCGCCGAAGACCUUAAAUUACGCCUUGCUGAUCUUGGGCCUAAUAUCACUGUAGCCGGGGAGGGGCUGUCCACCACAAACAUCCCGGUCCGUCUGGAGCCUGCAGAGGUGCAUCAGCUCUUCCUAAGCGAUGUUCUAAUGCAGGGGGUCCUUCCCAAUGCAACCAUCGUUCAAGACUGGCAGCCAUUCAAGCCUCUGCCUAGCAACAUGGCCAUCCUGCUGAAGAAGGACAUUGAUUGGAUGGUUGACGAUGCCAGGAGCCCAACCAUGGCCAGCUUGUGCACUUUCCCAUUCCAUGUGCCAAUCGGUGAUGACUGGUACUACCUAAACAUCGACAUGUUUGGUAAAGACCUGACGCUGGCCAUACAACAGCUGCUGUGCCACCUGAGGUGCCACACUGGCACUCUGAAGGGUUACGUCAUGUGUCAGGUGUUCCUGGAGCCUGCGCUGUGGAAGCCCAUGGCUGAUUUUUUUAGGGAGACCCUUAAAGUGGAGCUGGUGAAGGAGUACACAGAGCAGUGCGUCGUGGAGUCUGAUGUCGUUUAGUCAAGGAGCCUCAGAAACACCUUCCCUUAAAAUUAGACACCAAACCUACAGUAAAGAGAGGAAAUUUAACAUCUCCCUCACAUAUGGUUCCCAUAAACGAAAAAAAAAAACACAAUAUAUCUACUCUAAAGGAACGAAAAAACGUAAUCUCUAUUCCGCUUAAUGAAAAUGCUCUCAUAGGAUUUUAUUUAUUUUAACAACAACUAAUUAAAAUGAAAUGCAUGCAAGUGAACAAACUAGAAUAAAUGUAGUAGAUGCUUGUUUAGGUUAUUUAAUUUAUUUCCAUAUGCAAUACUGUAAACGGCGGCACUGACAGGACAGGGACUGGAAAAGAGGGGAGCAGUUUUAGUUUAUAUAAAUUAGGGUCCCACAUUGUUCCAGGCCCUUUCAUUUGUUGGCAUCGCUGACAGUGAAAGCAUAUUUACUCAUGCUGAGUUGAAAAGAAAACUGCACAAUCUUUAGGGCACUUUAUGAUAAAAAAAAAAAAAGAGAAAGGGAUCUCACUUUAGUGUCAGUUGCUUUUUCAGAAUGUGGCACUGUAGCUGCUAGAGUGUUCAGAGAAAAAAAAUAAUAAUUCUGGGACUUUAUAACAGGCUGCCCAUAUGGAGAUCGAAAUGGUCUUCAAAGGAAAAUUUAAUUAACAUGCAAAUACAAAAAAUUUCCACAUGGGGUAAAUGUAAUUUCAGACUGAACACCUUUCUAAUACGCUCCUCGAAAAAUUAGUUACCCUUCCUCUAAAGAUACUUUACAGUGCUUUAAACUCGGUAUCAAAUUAUAAAUGUCUUGCUAAGAACUUGCUUAUGCAUUUAGAUUACAGUCUCAAGUUUUUGCUUUAAGUACUUGAACCUGUUUGCUAAAAUGACGUUCUAUCGGUAUUUGUACCUAACUGUAGAAGUGCAAUUUCAAUUAUACACUGGAAUAUUGCUAGAAGUACAUUCAGUUAGAUAUGAACUAAUAAUUAAACAGACAAAUGUUUCAGAUUCAUCAUUUGAUUUAGAUUUAAGUUCUAAAAUAAUUAUAAAUGGAUUAUUUGGCAGGAUCACAUCUAAAUACAAAAGACAGGAAAUAUAAGUGUGUGUGUGUGUGUAUAUAUAUAUAUAUACAUAUAUAUACUACACUGGUGCAGUCUAACAUAUGUUAAUGCUUAAUUUAAAAUAUAUAUAUAUAUAUAUAUUUCACAUAAUUUACCUUUAUUCCACACUGCUCUGUCCCUUCUCUGAGAAAUGUGCUGAUCAUUUACUGCUUUUAUGAAGCCCCUCCCUCAGAAAUAGGCGAUGGGCUCUGAUGGGCUCUGAAGGAAAUUUAUCCAAAUUAGGUGCUCCAAUUAAAAAUUAAUAAUAAUAAUAAAAUAAAAAAAUAACAAUCAAAUAGUGAUCAUCUCUGAAAAUUUUAAGCUGGCUCUUGUGAUUCACUCAUGGAAUCAGGGAAACAAAUGAGGACAAUUGGAAACCUGAGCAAAACAAGUGACAACUACUCAUCUCUAUGAAGAUUUUUUAAAAGUUUUUUAAUUGUUCUUUUGAAGAUGAAAGACACAAUUUAUCAGAGGAAAAGAAUGGACAAAAUCUUAUAGGACACAUCAUCUCCUUCUAUUGGCCUGAAGUGAAGAAAGUGAAGUGAGGUAUCAUCAACAUGGAGGAGAAAAAAAAAGAACAGAAAAAGCCUUUAGAUAUCUUCAGAACAUAUUUAGUUCUUUUGCCCCAAAUCCAGAUUGCAGCGUGCUUUUCCCUGAAGCACUGUGGCAGAAUGAAAUUCAAAUUCAGUUAAUUUAUAGCUUAAUAUAUACAUAUGAAAAUAUAUAACAUAGUGUAACUGAUAGUUUAAGCACUCAUAUUUUGUUAGACAGAUUUGAAUUCAAAUCUGUAUCCACUAAACUAAAGCCACAAAUUUCUAUAUUCUUCUUACUCAUUUUGUGUCUGGUUUGACUUCAUUUGGUGGACUUAUUUUGUACCCUUGUAUGAACUCUCAACAUCCACUGAUGAAAAGGAGGCCUCCUCUCCUCCUUCAUUUGGACAGCUGCACGGGGGACUUGUAUUGCGUCAGAAUUUAUAAAAGGCAAACAGGCAUUCUUUUUUGAUUCUGAAAGUCAAGGCAUUUUACAGAUUAUUAACUGUUAUUCCAAUGACAGUUUAUUGCAUUUGUAUAGGUGUGCAUGUAUGUAUGUAUGUAUGUAUGUGUAUAUAUGGUUAUAUAUAUAUAUAUUAGGGCCGGGACUCGAUUAAAAAAAUUAAUCUAAUUAAUUAGAAGCUUUGUAAUUAAUUAAUCGAAAUUAAUCGCAUUUUAAUCGCAUAUGAAUAUUUGACCUGAGAACAGUGAGAAGUAAUUUUUUUUCACAUGGAUUUAUAGUAUACCAUUGAAUAAUGACUGAAUACAUAAGCUUAAGCAACAAAAUAUUGUUUAUUUUUGUUCAACCAAGUCUAGCAGACCAGUGCAAUUUUUGCCAUUAAGUGUAGCAAUAGCAUAUUUAGAAAUAAUUUAGAAAUAGUACAUUUCAGAAAUUCAGGAAGCUUAUAGGUGCUGGAACCUUCUGUAAAGUGUUUUUAAGUAAAACACAAUACUGUCAAUUACAUUCAGAACAUUGGAAACCCUGACUAUUAGAUAACAUCUCUCUGUUGCUUCAGAGGCCAUAACAUACUAAGUUCAACUCUCAAUAACCUUGGCCAAAACAAUAAAGAGUUCAACAUAAACUGCCAGUUGCACCAACAAAAUAAUACACAGUUCAACAUAAAGUGUAAAGUCCACGCUAGCUGCUAUAUGUUUUGCGUUGAGGUGAUACUUGAGGCUCGAUGUGCUGCGCCUGCGGUGAUAUGUGAACGCUAGUUGGUGCUUCAGUAUAAUCGGUCCGCGGAAACUCAUCCGGUGAGAAACGUUCCGCGGUGCAAAAAUAAGUUAUUAAAAAUGCGGGAAUUUUUUUUCUGUAAUUAAUUAAUCUUAGUUAACGCGUUAUUUUUUGUGUAAUUAAUUAAUCUCAAUUAACUCGUUAAAGUCCCGGCCCUAUAUAUAUAUAAGUUUGUUUGGAAGGGGGGCGAUUUGAAAAGGGAAUCUAUUUCAAGUUAAUUUAUGGCCGAAAUAUCAAAAUCCUUCAUGUCAGCAAAAUUAUAAUAGACAGUCGUGAAGCACAAGAAACAUUAAUGCAUCAGUUUGCCAUGAAAAUUACAUUUUCUCAAUUUAAAUAUUGGCCUUCAAAAAACUACACAUGGUGUUAGAGUUAGAGACUUUUAAAUUUGCCUCUAAAUCACUUGCCAAAAUUCGACAUGAUGGAUUUGAGACCCAGAAUGUGUUUGGUAUGUGUUUUCUGUUGUACAUAGCACAGUGCAUCUAGAUUUAUGUGGGUUUACAUCGGAGGUGGAAAGUUCCCAAGGUACACUAGCCUCUAUAUUUAGCUGUUACUUUCUUUUGCGUGACAUUUCGUAAUCCAGUAAUCUUUUAAGAAUUUUUCUCUUUUAUUUAUUAUUUCUGUCUUUCAGCUCCACCUUUUAGCUCUUUGGAUAUCUAAUUGCCUUUCUGAGUAUUUGUGAAUUGUGCAGGAGGUUGUAACCCUAUAUUUUACACAGUUCCUAGAGCCAGGUCCACAAGAUAUAAAAGGUUAGAGGCAUGUGAGCACCUGAUGUAAAGGAUACGUUGCCCCUUGUUUCGCUGGCACAUGAGGAGUGAACUUUAAACCUAUUUCUUUCAAUUAUGAAGUGGCUUUUCACUUUCUUUUCCUGGAAUGGAAAAAUAAGACCGGUUGCAGAGGGAGAUGAGAGAUGAAGCUAGGAAUAGGUGGCGAGGAGAGAACAUGUGAUCCAGUUCGUGAUACCGCUCUAUAAAACUGAGAAAAUGUUCAUUUUGUAUUGUAAAGACGACAACAAUUAAACAUGGAAUUAUUUGGAGCGCUGUAUUGGUGACAAAAAAGGGAAAUCAUCUUUAGCUAGAAAGGCCUUGUAUUGGUAAUUAGCAUCAACCCACUAUUUAGGAGGACUAUAUAGAUAGACCAACCCAGAGCAGGAUAUCGCUAUUAUCAGACUCAGCACUAAAGUAAUACCUCGAGUGCUAAGUCAUACGAAAGCAAAUAUAUACCCAGACACUAAAAGUUUCAGUUAAAGUUUCAGGGCUUGCCUCUGAGCAAGUGAAACUGGAUCUCGAGAGUGUCAUCUUGCGUAGAACAAGGGUUCAACCCAGACUCGCUUUACCUUCCACCUGAUCCCCGUCGGCUUGACACAUGGAAAGAGUGAGCAGGAGAGGUUAAAAUAAUAAGGCUGGGUCCAGUCUUGUCUUUUGCCAAGCUGUCUGUAUCUAUUCCUGAUUUUUAUGUUGUUUCAUGGUAGCAUCUUUUGUUUUUCAUUUUUCUGACUGCUUUGCAAUGUUUAUGAAGGGCUUUAUGUGUAUUAGAAUCAGCUGUGUAUUGUAUGUUUUGUGAACGAGGGGAAAACCACCAGGGAGAUUUGUUUUCUUUACUCCAAGUCACUAUUCGAACAUUAAAAAAAAAACUUAACUGAAAGCCUUAUCCAGGUGAUAUCAGUUAAAUUGCUGAUUUGCACUAUCAGAGCUUCAACUCUGCUUCUCCCUAUGUUGUUUUCCAUAGAAAAAUCAUAUAUUGUGUCUAUACACAGACGCUUCUGAAAUGGCUAAAUCACACAGGUAUUUUCACCUGUGGUGCACUAAGCUAUUUUGUUACAUUCAAUCUACAAAUCUAAUGCAGUAUUUGGAGGUAAAAUGCAAGUAGAUUCCAGUGCAAAUUGUGUUUUAUCUCACGCCAUGUCAGAAUCAUCCAAUUCGGAUUGGAUGAACCAUUCAUCUAACUGUUCUGAUGUGCUGCACUUUAUAUUGUAGAUAUUCCAAAGCACAGUGGGGAUCUUCAUAAAACAUCAGUGUGGGUUGCUGUAACAGUCAUGGUCAUUCAGUGGAUCACGCUAUAUAUUUUUUGGUAAUCGGAAUAGGAGCGUGGGCCUAUCUGCGUAACCAUUUUAAAUUCAAGGAUAUUUUUAUUGGUGUGCUCCUGACUUUAUAGACGUUAAUAAAGCUCCUACUUAAUGACCAUUGUCUGAAUAAGCCUCACUGUACCUGUCUGAAUCCGCUGAUAGACAUAUUUACCACUAUCAGCAAAACAGGGACCAUGAUUUUUUACAGACCUCAAGAAGGUGGUGGUUUGAUUGUCCAUGUCAUCCAUUCUCUUGAUGCAGCAGUGGCUGUUGAGUUUGUUUUCACUCGAGUCUUCCCAUUAGCCCUGGAUACAAACUGGGUGUCAUGUUUUGUGUGUUUGUGGAGAAUAUCUGAAAAGAUCCUAUGAUGGGAAACUAAUGCUUGUAAAUGAGAUAAAAAAAUAAAAAAAGAACUCGUGGCCAACUGUCAAUCAAGAGGGUGAAAACAGUUUCAAUGCUAUAAAGGCAUUUUGAUUACAUGAUCAAAUGUUAUCCGUUUUCUUUUUCUUUUUUCUUUUUUUUAUUACCCAAUACGACUGCUUAUUCUAAAGCAGUGAUGUGACAACUAAUGGAAAAUAUUUUAAUAUUUUGUUACCUUUGUCUGUUCCUUUUUUCAGAGAUUGUGAGAGAUGCAGAACUAUUUUAAAUACAGUAAUUUUUUAAAAACCUUAUAAUCCAUGAGAGGUUUUUGAAAUGUGCAUGUUGUGUGAGUGGGUGGGGAAGGGCUUUACAAUGAGCAUGUGACUAGAUUUACACUGAGCACAAAGAACUUGUACUAAUAUAUUGACAUUUAGAACUUGUCAAAUUGGAAUUGGUGAUAAUUGACACAUUAAUUUAAGAUUAAACUAUUAAAAAGUAUAGAGAGGGUACAUAAAAAUGCUAAAGGUAAACAUUCUUUUUUCUUUUCUUUUUUUAGCCAUGAUAUACAUGAUUUUUAGAUGCUAUAGGCUAAUUGUGUAAAAGAAAUUUUUUUUUUUGCUUGCAGUAUUUUGUGGUAAUUGUGUGCAUCUAUAUAUACCUAUAUCUUUGUAUAUUUAACAAAUAACUCAGCUUGAAUAUUUUAAUAUACAAUAUAUAUUUAGAAAUGUUUCCAAAACUAGAAACGAUCACUUCAUUAAGAAUCAACCCUACAACAACAGUCAUUAUGUGUAGACAGUGGUUUAACAAAAAACUGUAACUUGUCAGUUUUUCUUUUUAAGGUGUUUUUAUUUUAUUUUAUUGAGUACACUGUUAAACUGAGUACGAAUCCUGGCUGGUAAACUCUUAUGUCAGAAAUUUUCUAAAUUCAUUUCAUUCCCUAUUCUUUUAAGUUAAUUCAUUCAAUUUAAGUUUAAAUUUGCCUAUAAUAAAUGUUAAACGUACCAAUGAAUGUUAGUAGGACAUUGUAAAUGGCUGGAUGACCCAGAAUGAUCAUCCAGGAUGAUCCAGAAGCAGUUUAAAGUAUGACUAGGCAUAUGGUAUGAAAUAACAUUUUCUUAUUUAAGUAAUGGAUACGCCACUGACUAUGAAACUAGUCCAUGUGCAUAUGCUCUUUUGCAUUUUGUUACAUUAAAUUAUAAUGACAUGUAUGUUUAAUAUGUAUAGGACAGGUUUACUGCAUGUAAAUGUUUGUUUUUCUGUAACAUUAAACAAUUUGUAAAUAAUUUAUGUAAAAAUCUAGAUAACAUCUAAAUUCAGAGCUUGGUCUCUGCUGUCACGUGUGGCGAGAAAUUCUACUUAUAUCCCAAAUAUCACAUUCUGAAUGCAGUAGAAGUCAUGUUUACUUUCUGCCAUUUACAAAAAAGCCCAAAACCACAGGUUCGAGACACAGUCUUUGACCAGACCCAAAAUGUUGAAAUUAUGUAUAUCCUUGGAAUUUUUGGAGAUUUUUUUUCAUGACUGCAAUAUGUGAUGGAAAACAAACAGUCACUGCAGUCUUUUUGUGGUUCUUAGUUAAUGUCAACCCUUUGUUGUGUUGUUGUAUUACUUUACCUUGUGCAUAAUCAUUUAACAUUUUUAACAUUUUAA